AUGGGUUUUCAUCGUAACCCUCUUCUCACGCUGGCCUAUUUGCUCGGUCUUUUGCUGGAUCCUGUUGCUGCCACCGUCACAGCUGGAUCCUUUCAAGGAAACAAUUACACGACCCUCCACGCCCGCGAUAUAUCUCCUUACCAACCAGAUGCCAUCACUGGUAUUUGCUACACCUACGUUGUCCAAGCACACGACUCUGGCAACUGCAAAAGGAUCGCCGAAACCACCUGCAUCACAGUGGAUGAUAUAGAAAAGUACAACAAAAACAUCUGGCUGUGGAGGGGGUGCAAAAAGAUUAUGCAGGGAGAUUUCAUCUGUCUCGGUCCUGGGGCUAUUCCGAUGCCAGUUGCGCUUCCGAAUGCUAAGUGUGGUCCACAAGUUGUUGGAACUGGGAGACCGGCUAAUAUGGGCGAUCUCGCGAGUUUGAACCCGUGUCCGUCGAAGGAUGAAUGCUGUCAAGGCACUACCGGUGGAUGUACUUCUACUAGCCUCAAACAGUGCAAGGAUAGCUAUUAUUGUAUUCAGAACUGCGUGGAUAAUCCGAAAAGCACGACUAGUACUACAACGAAAAAGAAGAGAGCCACGACCAGUACCACUACGACCACCACUGCUACAACGACGACAAAGAAAGGACCCCAGACUAGAACCACUACAUCUAAACCUCGCGAGAAAACGUGGAGCGUAACCAUCUACCAGGGCAGGGACUGUGAAGCAGAUGACGGCAAUUAUGCCCUUGUAGAGGGAUACACAACCGGCUGGUCUGAAUGCAUUGACAUUAACUCGGAUUUCAAGUCUGAUAUGGGAUCGGGUAAGACCUCUUGUCGGCUGUUCAUCGACGGGGGGUACAACUGGACAUCCUGUGAUCAUUGGGACCUGCUGAAGCCCGGUUCGUGGUAUGUUCAGCAGGGGCUCUGUGAUGUUUAUACCGAUGGAAAUUGUGGAUCUGGCAGUGGCCGGAUUAGCUCAGAUAUCCUCGGUUGUCAGGAUAAGAAUACGCUGGCUUUUGGGCCGGAGAAGUUUGGGUCUCUUAUGUGCAAGAAUGCUGCUUCAAGGGUACUGUAUUCAUGGUGUCGAUCAGUCUGA
Penicillium cosmopolitanum is the source of this 1083-nucleotide messenger RNA. RefSeq lists its product as uncharacterized. The coding region runs from base 1 to 1083 and encodes 360 amino acids. The record is from RefSeq and is a predicted model, not a curated record. NCBI's taxonomy places the organism in Eukaryota, Fungi, Ascomycota, Eurotiomycetes, Eurotiales, Aspergillaceae. The transcript has 3 exons.